Mytilus californianus (California mussel) is the source of this 9998-nucleotide messenger RNA. RefSeq names its product tyrosine-protein kinase Fer-like. NCBI's taxonomy places the organism in Eukaryota, Metazoa, Mollusca, Bivalvia, Mytilida, Mytilidae. The record is from RefSeq and is a predicted model, not a curated record. Bases 108 to 2666 code for a protein of 852 amino acids. Gene Ontology annotation, biological process: peptidyl-tyrosine phosphorylation. The transcript is spliced from 18 exons. Gene Ontology annotation, molecular function: ATP binding; non-membrane spanning protein tyrosine kinase activity.
GUUUUCAUGACGAAGUACACCUUCAUCUUAAAGCGGAAGUAAAGAUUGACAGCUUAAUAAGUCUAAAGCAGGUCUUUCGAAUGCAGGCUAGUGUUGAAUUAUGAAAUAUGGGGUUUGGGACAGACCUGCAAGGCAAGGAUUCCCAUGAUGCCCUAGUGCGUUGCCAUGACACUGAAAUUAGAUUGUAUGAAAACAUUAAACGUUGCUUAAAUAUUCGGAUAGACAGUGAUAAAAAGUAUGCGACAUCUUUAACAACAUUUGUACAACAAGCUCAGAAAGUGGAUUUCUCUGAAUUUUCUCCAACAUGUGCUGUAAUGCAGGCAUGGGAAGUUAUCAUUCAGGAGACGGAGAAAUUUGUCCAGCAAUUAAAGAGAAACGUAGAAGAACUGACGACAGACACAAUGGAAAAGCUGAACGAGAUAUUACAUGAGAAAAAGACAGUGAAAAAACAGUAUUUAGAGGAUAGAAACCAUCUAGAAAAUGAUUUCUCUAAGGUACAGACAGCUGUUAGAACACAGAAACAAGAAUAUGAUAAAUGUCUGGGCAAACUUCAACAGGAUCAGGCCAAACUUCAGGAUCUUAAAGGGAAAGCUAAAUCUGGUGGAAAGUUGGACAAGGCUAAAUUAGACCAUAAAAAAUCCAUGGUAAAAUUACAUACAGUUCACAACAACUACGUUUUAUCUUUAAAAGAAGUGUGCUUACAUCAAAAAGAAUAUCUCAAUCAGACUUUACCUGAAUUUUUAGAUUCUCAUCAAGCAACGCAGGAAGCACUUGCUCAGCAAUGUAAAGAUUUCCUGCAGAGUUUUUACAACAAUACAAAUUUUUGUAAUAAAGAUUUCUGUGAUAUGUCCAAACAAAUAUCCGACUCCAUCGAAGAAAUAGUCCCUGAAAACCACUUUGUACAGUUCAUAGAUGCCUUCAAAUCCGAUCCAAUAGAAAAUGUGACGUUUGAAUUUGAUGAAGGUUUAAUAAGUAGCGUAACAGGUGAUCUUAAAGCUGACACAAUACAACUCAACGCAGAGACACACGAAGCCCUCAAAACAAGGUUACAGUCAAUUGAAGAGGAAGAAAGCACAACAAAACAAGAACUAGAAAGUAAGGAAGAGGCCCUGAAAGAGGUGGAGGAUACUAUCACACAAUUAGAAUGUAGUCCCAAAGAUAAAGACAAUAAUAUGUUAUUAAAGAAAAGGAGACAACGACAUCUACAGAAGAAACGAGAAAGACACAAAUGUCUGUUAGAAGUUACAGAAACAAAAGCAAAGUUGGAAAUACAAUCACAGAUGAUUCAACGGAUAAAAGAGUCACUUGAUGCUGCAGGGGAUGAUAUGCCUAAAAUGUUAGACAAUGGUGAUGACUGUGAUGUCUCUUUGACUAGUGAUACCAACCAAUCACCAAACAGUACCAUAGCUAAGGCAGGGAAACCAUUCAAGUCAUUAUUUAAUAAAUUCAAGAAAGCAGACGGAGGUGAGAAGAGCACGCACUAUGAACCUAAUGACGUCCCUGAUGCUAAUCAUACAAAUAAUGCACAUGAAGUCAACUCUAGUGAUGUGGAGGCUGUGUUGGAAGAACAGGAGUGGUUCCACGGUGUUCUGCCAAGGGAAGAGGUUCAACGUCUGCUCAAUAAAGAUGGUGACUUCCUUGUUAGAGAAAGUAAAAACAAGCGAACAAGUGAAGUUCAAUAUGUCCUGUCAGCAUUUUGGAAUGGACAUAAACACUUUAUUAUACAGUAUGGAGAGGGAGGAUGGAGGUUUGAGGGAGAUUCUUUCCCAUCCAUUCCAGAGUUAGUGACGAUCCAGUAUAAAAGUGGGACCAUUGUGACAGCUAAGUCUCAGUGUAUACUGAGUAACCCAAUCAUCAAAGAACAAUGGCAGUUAAAUAAUGAUGAUGUCGCUUUAGAGAUGAAGAUCGGCAAUGGUAAUUUUGGUGAGGUAUACAAAGGCAUAUACAAACCUAAAAAUCAGGUUGUGGCUAUUAAGACUUGUCGAGAUACACUCUCUGAUGAUCAAAGGAAAAAAUUCUUACAAGAAGGAAGGAUAUUAAAGCAGUAUGAUCAUCCUAAUAUUGUACAGUUCAUUGGAAUAGCUGCUCAGAGACAACCUGUCAUGAUUGUGAUGGAAUAUGUGGCAGGUGGUGCAUUGUUAAGUUAUUUACGGAAACAUGGGAAAACUCAAUCUAAGAAACAGUUAACAAAGAUGUGUGAAGACGCAGCUAAUGGAAUGGCAUAUCUGGAAAAUAAAAACUGUAUCCAUAGAGAUCUAGCAGCCCGUAACUGUCUAGUUGGUGACAACAAUGUUGUUAAGAUAUCAGAUUUUGGAAUGUCCCGAGAAGAAGAGGAGUAUACUGUAUCAGAUGGACUGAAACAGAUCCCCAUAAAAUGGACAGCACCAGAGGCCUUAUUAUAUGGUAAAUACACUUCUCUUUGUGAUGUAUGGAGUUUUGGUAUAUUAAUGUGGGAGAUAUUUUCUGGUGGAUUAACACCAUACCAAGGCAUGUCGAAUGCUCAAGCCAGAGAGAGAGUUGAUGCAGGAUAUAGAAUGCCAGCAUCAGAUGGAACACCAGAAGCUAUAUAUAUGCUAAUGAAGAAGAUAUGGGAAUAUAACCCAACAGACAGACCACAUUUUGAAGCAAUCAGAAAAGAAUUGAAAUCUAUACAUCAUAACUUAUAGCAAUGGAGUGAGCUGAAUUGUGAUAUUGUUCGAACUAAGGGCUCUGUACAGCUAUUUUUAAAUUUUUAAUGCAAAAUCAUGUACUGUGAAAAACUUUUAAAUAACCGUUUUUAUGUGUUACUGUUUCCAUGGAAACCUUAUAUUUUAUAAAUACAAACAAUAGUAGGUUUCAAGAAAUAAAAAUUAAAUCAUAGACCUUUAUUUUUGUUAAAACAAUUCAACUUUUAUGAAAAAUGCACUUUGUGGGUAUGUAUAGGGGAUCUCCAUUUCUGUGAGAGAAAAAAAUAUUUUAUUGUCCCAUUAUUCUCUAUUCAUUAAUUUUUGGGCCCAUUUUUCUCAAUUUAUAAUACGGCCCAUUAAUCUGUUAUUUGAAAACCCCAUCCAGACCCUCCACUAUGGCCUUUCUUACUGCUUAAAAGACUGAAAAUCUUUAUAAUUGACCCAUAUGUUUACAGUGAAUUAUACUAUGGUAAAUUGUUAGUAAUUACUUACCCUCCACUUAAACCCACCCCAUGGACAAAAAAAUCAACAAAUGAUAUUUUUUAAUAUUUCAGGGCAAAUUUUUAUAUACAAAAAAUAGUGCGUCACCUGUUUAUGUUAAACAUUUUGUUUGUAAUUUGUAGACAUAUAUUGUCUAAUGCCACUGAUAUAGCGGCACACUUUUUUUUUUUAAAUUUUGAAAAGAAUAUGGAAAGUUUUAAUAUAGAUGUAUGUUGAUGUAAAAAAUGAGUUAGCUCAGGUCUUGUUUAUUCAUGUUAGUUGCUGUUAUUGAAGAUCGUGAUAUAUUAUAGAAUUCAGACAAAUAUGUUUAAUUUGAAAUAUGGGCUUGUAUAUUUCUUCAACCUUUAGAUAUUUUAUCUUUGAGUUAAAACAAAUGUCAUCAUGCCUUCCAUAAAAAAUUCCAGAGAUAUUAAGUUCUAUAGAAUGAGGUUUGACUGUAAUGCAAAAUAUCAAAACUAAGACAAUGACAGGAAUGUUUCUUUUUAUUUUGCUUUUUUAAAUUAGGAAAUUCUUAUUUUAUUUUGUCUUUGAAAAUAUUUGUAUUUUUUUCAUUAAUAGAACAAUCUUGUUUGUCAAUGAGGAUAUAGAUGACAAUUCAUAUUGUUUCAGAUCUCUAAAGAACUAGGGGUAAUUUCAUUUUUCUUCCCACAAAUGAGAAUAAAGUCACGUCAUUGGUUGAAUUUCAAUUGUUUGGGACAUUGUAAGACAGUGUUUUGGUGCAAGCUUUUGAAAAUAUUACCCAGAAUGCAUUAGAUUCUGAAACGGUGAAUUGCCCAAUUAAUAGGAUUCCAUUGUACUACUAUGUUUGUCAAUCAAUGUAAGACUAAAAGUAAAAAAAAGAAAUUAUUGUAUCAUUGUGUAAAUUUUUAAUACUAAAAUUUGUCCUUUUUUAAUCGCUACUACAUUAAAAAAUUUGCAGUAGGAAUGUGAGGAAGAUUUUUUGUUCUCACAUUUGCAGAUUUGCUUUAUGAAAAUUUAUUCUAUAUCGGCUAAUGCAAUAAUAGUUUUGAGUUCUCAAUAUGCACUAAUCGUUUUUUUUUUUGGGUGGAAAAAUUCAUUAGUAUAAUUCAUUAUAUAUGACAGGAUUAUUAUCAAUUGCCAAAAUGUUUCUUGUUGCAGUUGGACAAUGCUCAUGAAUUUAAAAAUUUAGAAAAACUUUUUUUAUUUUAUUUAUGUAGAUGUUUUUAACAGUGUUUAUAUGAAAUUUGGCCUUCUGAAACUGUCUAGUAGUGGGAUCAUUUUUACAUAUAAGUUAUUUUAAUUAACUAUCUUUAGAAAACAAAGAUACAAUUCCCAGGUUCAUUUUCAUAUGUAUUACUAUAUACUGUAAAUUCAGAAAUUUUUGUGAGGUUUUUAUACUUGCAAACAAUGUGAAAGGAUAAUUUUAGCAAAAAUAAAAAAUGCAGUUUUAAUAUUAUACCAUUAUUUACAUGUAGAAUUUCCUAAUCAUGCUUUUUUGUCUAUUGUCCCACAAUCCCAAUAAUAUAUGCACCCACAAAUUUUUGAAUUUACAGUAUUUUUAUUUUUUUAAUCAAUUGUGCCUUAUACAGGGUUUUUAUAUUGAAAGUGAAUUUAUCACAUUAAAUCUUUUAAUAUCUCAGGACAGUUGGCAUAAAAAAAAAAUACAAUAUGUAAGGCUGUUUGUAACAAGCAAAUAUAUUGUUAAUAAAUAAGAAUAUUGAAAAUAUGGCCACAGUUGAGCAAGAUGUUUUUGAUCAGAAUUUGUCAUCAUGUUUAAGGUUUGUCCAACUCAUUUUAGAAAAUGUUUUUUUAGAGGCUAUAUUGAAGAUUGAAAAUUGCAUUAUAAAAGAUGUGCAUACCCUCUACUUAUUUUUGAAACAGAAUUUUGCAAAUAUAGGGCACCAAAGAUUUGUUUUACCAUCAUUACUUUUGCAAAAUAAAGUUUUCUUCACAAAUUUCUCCAAUAGUACCGUUUUAUCAAGACUACUGUCAGAAUAUGUAGAGGAUGGUCGAAGGGCUGAAUUUGACUAAAAUCAUUAACUUUCUCAACAAAAAGACUUCAUAUUUGGUCAGCAGCCCAACAAUGAUCGAUUGUGAUGUAUGUGCACUUUUCAGAUCGGUCUGACACAUACAUCCUGUUUUGAUAGUUUUAGUUACAAGUAGGGGUAUGCAUAGCAUGACAAUGCAUGGAACAUCUUAUUUUAGACGUAGGGAAAUCUAAUAGCACAAUACAGAAUUAUACAUUUUUUUUAAUAUGUUGGUAGGUAAUACAGAAAUUGUCAUUAAAGAUUAAAGUGGGACUAACAGUAGACUUCCAUUUCACAUUAGGUACUGACCAAUAUGUACAUUACUUUUAUAUGAAAUCAAGAUGACCUUUCUGUUUAGAUAUAUAUAAACCAAUUGAAAGGGCAGUCUGUCAUGACUUUUAUAACAACUUUAUGAAUGAACCAUAAAAUUCAUAUAAAAAAAAAUUUACAAAACCGUAAAUUGAAGAUAAUUCCAUUGAUAAAGACAUGAAAUUCCAUCUAAUUAUGUUACAUGAACUGUUAUCGUUGGUUCAUGUCUGUUAUAUUUGUUUUUCGGUAAUUGUUUUGUUUUAAAUUCGGCUGUUAGUUUUCUCAAUUGAAUUGUUUCAUAUUUUUCAUGUGGGGGGGGGGGGGGGGGGGGCUUUUGUAGCUGACUAUACGGUAUGGGUUUUUCUCAUUGUUGAAGGUCGUACGGUUGCCAAUAAUUGCUUACGUCCACUUUAUUUGAACUUUGGUGAAUAGUUGUCUCAUUGGCAAUCAUACCACAUCUCCUUAUUUAUUUUAAUAUUGUAACAUGUAUAUAAUAUGAAUUCGUGACCUGAAAUUACAUUAUGUUUUUGUAUAUGAAAUUAAAGCUCAUUAAUCAAUACAUUGUAUUUUGUUACAUGAUGUUGAUAAAAUUUUUAAUUGAAUUGUCAGAUCUUUUUAAAUGUUAGAUUUUAUGUAAUCUUGUGUCUGCUUAACAUUUUUUUUUUUUUUUUUUUAACAAUAACAAAUAUUUUUAUUCAAUCAUUUCCUGAUAUAUAAAUACCUAAGUAGCCCAGGUCGCAUACUUAGGGGCCCCUGUAUUUUAACAGCCUCACUUGACCAGGGAAACAAUCAAAUGAAUUUAAACUUACAAUAGUUUUACAUACAUAUAUUUAACAUUUUUUUAAUUCUGUGAUAUUUUGUUAUUCUAUGCAUUUUUGCAUCCAACUUUUUUAGCAUUGUAUAUUGUACCUAAUUUUUUUUAACAAUCUAAAAGUGUAUGUAUUUUUGUUUUAACAAAAUUUUUUUUUUAUUAAAAACCAUAUAUGAGCUGAGUCGGAUAGAAAUCGACCUUAUGCAACUUAAUAUCAAUACAUCUGUUAACCUAUUUCGGGUUGAAAAAAUCUUUACUGAAAGUAUGUUACUGUUAGCAAAUUGAGCUGUAAUAAGAACCCUACAAAACAGACCAACAUUCUUCUUUUAUUUCGUAUUUGAACGUUCUAAAAAUCAAACAAAGCCUUAAACAUGUACAUGUAUAGGUGCACUUGCAUAAGGUCGAGUUCUAUCAGAUGCAGCUCAUAUUAUUAUAUUUAAUUUAAUAUUGAACUUUUAAAGCUCGACUGUCUGCAGGAAAUACACACUGGAAAUAUUACUUGUAAUUUUGGUCAUUAGACGGCAUGUUGUCACAAGAUAAUGCAUUGUGGAUUCAUUAUUAUUUGGGGGUUCUAAAUUCAGUAGAGUUUGUGAGUGUAGCUGAACCAUAAUUUACAGGGUUCAGCAACAUAUAAGAUUCUUAAAGCAGGGGUUCAAAUUAGUGUGAGUCCGAGGUCAGAGACCUGUCUUUUCUAGGAGGGGACUUUUCAUUUUUAAAUUACAAAAGUCAAGGACCCACCAUUCUUUACACUGAUGCUUGAUACACGACCAUUGAUUUCUUAUGGAGGACCCUUCACUUAAAAUUUCAAAUGGUCCUGGACCUUUCAUUAUUUAAAGCAAAUUUGAACCCCUGUUAAUAAAGAAUGUAGAGUUUGUCAAAAUCACAAAAUCAAGUAUCCAUGAAAAAAGAUUAUUUCCUAAUACAUGAAAAUUGGUAUCUCCCAAACACAAAUGAUUCCACAGUAAUCAUAGUAUCUCCCAAACACCAAAGAUUCCACAGUAAUCAUGGUAUCUCCCAAACACCAAUGAUUCCACAGUAAUCAUGGUAUCUCCCAAACACCAAUGAUUCCACAGUAAUCAUGGUAUCUCCCAAACACAAAUGAUUCCACAGUAAUCAUGGUAAUAGACUCUUUCAUGGUUAUAUGCAAGCAUGUUUUAAAAGCUAUAAUACAACAUUAGAAGGGCAAACGGACAGUUGUUUUUACGUCAUUUUUUUUCUUUUGUGGCUUUUUAGUAACAGAAAAAUUGUUCUAAACAUUAGCUCACAAAGCAGAAAACAAUGCUAAAAUAAUAUUUAUUUAUUUUGUAAGUUCCAAAAUAAUUUAUGUAACUUUUGAAUUGGAAUGAAUUGUAUGGUAUCCACCCAUAACCAAUUUGCUGUUAGGAAAUUCUAUAGAUUUAUAAUUUAUUGUGUGAAUACAAUGUAAAAAGAAACGAUAGGUAUAACGUCAAUGCAACAGCAAACCAACUACACAAAAAAUCAAGAGACAACUAACAUUUGUAUUGCAAUCUUUGAUAAGAGACACUAAUUUGAUAUAAAUUAUUAUCUUCCUCCCUUCACCUAUAUUACAUUGAUCAGUCACUCUGUUAUUCUCUUAUCAAGGCUUUUUGAGGUGAGCAGAACUUAUCAGCAUCAUAAACAAAACAGAAAAGCAGCAUCUUUUGCAUGGAGCAAAACCUGUACAAAAUUGGUUAACUGAUUUUUUUAUAAGCUGGUAUGAAUACAAGGGAACACACUGGCAAACUCCAUGACAUUGUAUCUUGCCAUAACUUAACCUUUGCUUUUCUCAGUGUUUCACAAAAUUAUUGUUUUCCUAUUUAGAAAUAAAACAUGCUGCUGAGAAUGUACUUUACUAUAAAAAGAUGGCUUGAUAUAGAAUUUCAAGAUGGUUGGUCCCAAUACUUGUUUAAAUAUUUUUGAAUAUAAUUAAAUAGAAAAAUUCUACACUUUGAAUUAGCUUUUACACACAACAAAAUGAGAUUUGAAACAAAGUUGCCUCCCCUUGAUAAUUUGAUUAUGGGUCAUAAUCGUUAAAUGUCUUGGUUGCCUCCCCUAAUUAACUUGAUUUGGGGUCAUAACCUUUAUAUGUCUUGGUUAUGUUUCUUAAAAUAUAAGACAAGUCAAUAAUUUUUAAGAAUAUCUUGGUUGCAAUGAAAUACCGUGAUUUCCCAGUUAAUAAAAAUUCCCAAUGUCACAUGUGAAAUAAAUCUGAUAAUUACACUACUCUGACUGUCAUACAAUAAUGGGUGUUGUCAAGACAUUGUCUAUGAUGUUGCAUCAAAACAAAUUAGGAAUACGUAGAAUUCCUUGUAUUUUCUACUUUAUUUCCAUUAAAAAAACAGUCAAUGUAAUAAAAAGAAAAACUAUUAAAUCAAAGAAUUCAAAUAUUGAAAAAUAUUUAACUUGUGACUGAACAACACUCAAAAUUAGUGUGUUGUUUGGUCACUUGUUGAAUAUUUUUCUAUAUUUUAAUUUUUCAAUUAGUUAUUCUAUAUCUGUUUAAUUCUUCCCUAGAUACAAUAGUGUACAGUGAUAUAUUAUAGCUCAAUCAAGUAGCUCAGUCCAGUAAAUAAUGUAAUGUUAACAUAUUCCAUUUUCAUAAUUUUUUCACAUAUACUAAUACACAUUAUUAGUUUUAAAGACUUUUUGUGAUGAAAGUCCAUAUUGAAGGUUAAUGAAGAGGAGAGCUAACACUACAUCAUAAAAUGUUAUAUUUGUAUAUUAAGAAAUUUUUGUGAUGUUUUUAUUGUUGUGAAAAAUUGCAAAAGGAUAGGUUUCGCAAAAUAAGAACUCGCAUAUUAAAUUUUGACAGCAUUAUUGGUGUGCAGCAUUUUCUGCUGGAAUUCAACAUGCACUUUUCUCCACUGUUUUAAUAUCACAAAAAUAAAUGCAUGCAAAAAUUUCUGAAUUUACAGUACUGUAUAUAUGAAUAAUUUACAUUUCAUUUGAAAUGACAAAUAGAAUAGAUCUAAUUUUAUUCUCUCAUGUUGAUUGUAUGACCACAUCAGGUUUAUUUAUAGAAUCUUGUCUCUGCCUGUCCUCUCUGCUAUUGGCCCACACUAAAUUUUAUCAUGAAUUUUUUUUGUGCACAAAAAUUGUAUUUUUCAAGUGUUUGGUUUUUUUGCACACAUGUGCUUUUAUAAUAAGAAGUUAUUCCUUGUUAAAAAAAUUCCAAUUAUAAAAAUAAAACAAAGAAUUUUAUUUUGUCAGUUCAUACUGAGUUAUCUUUGACAUUUUUUAGACUUGCCUCUGCAAGUUCUACAAAAUCUUUCAGAAAUCAGAGCAGUCUCUGACUUAUACUGAGCAGAUGUACCAGUUCCUUAGAAAACAAAAUCUUACCAGUCAUCCAAUGUUUCAAUCAGAUAGAAUUUAAGAUCCUGUGCCAAUACAUACAGGUACCUUCAAAAUUUUAACUGCAAAUGUUCUGUAUUUGAGUCAGAUUGUCAAUGUUUUAGUGACAAUUUGACAAGGAUUUUAUAAAUCAACUUGACCUUUAGAUAUUACAGAUUUAUAUUACUGUUGAUGCUUUUUAAUGAGUCUCAUGCCUCGUUUUUAGAAUUAUUGUUUUUUUAAUUAAUUUAAUUGUCUAAUCUACAUAAAACGUCAUUGUGUAUCUUUAUUUCAUGCUUUUAUAUAUUUAAAACUCAAGGUUGCCAAAUAUGAAAAAAUAGUAUAUAUUGUAAAUUGUUGACGCUUAUGUUUAAAAUAUAGUAUUGAAAAUAU